UUGAUUCAAAUUAUAAGAAGAUAUAUUCGGCAAAAUGACAGCUGAUAUCCCAUCACAAGAAAUUGGUACUCCUAUUCCUCAAAAUGUUUCUCAUGCUGUCUCUGUCACUUUACCUACUUGGGAAGCCACUGUUGGUUAUGAAGAAGGUGAGUCUUGGGUUACAAGUAAAAUGAAUUCUGGUUAUCCAAGAUUCUUCAUUCAUAGUAAAAUUGGUGAACUUUCGAAAAAUGUGGAAUCCAAAUAUGGUAGAGAUGGUGAAAAAUCCAUUAUCUUUCCAUCAUAUAAAGUAGCCAAAAGAUGUCGUGAAUUUAUAAAGUUAAGAUCAAAAAAGCCAGUUAGAAUCUUGCAAUUAAGCACUCCUCCUCCAUCAAAUGAUUUUGAAAAAUCGUCUGUUAUACAAUCGACCAUCGGUGUUGUAUUUUUCUCUGAAGAAGAUUUCCCAAUAGCCAAACAAUAUUGGCAACAUUCGGGUGAAGGUAUAAGUUCACGAAUGGCCGAGUAUGUAUUGCGUGAAUUGUUCGAGAAUGAAAAGAAAGACAAGGAUAGAUUUAGAAGUAGAACUAAACAAGAGUUGCAAGCAGAAAGAAUUCAGAAGAAAUCGCCCUCGAUUUCAGCAUCUUUUAGAUCAUCUAGUCUUUCUCAAAAUGAAGAAGUUGAAAAAGAAUUCAAUACCUUUAUCGAGCAAAAAUAUGGAAGAGUUUUGGAUUUGAAAUUUGCAAAAGAAGCCAAACGUGCUUUGAAGAGAAGAAUUUGUGGGAAAGUAGAUAAAUCAAAAAACCAAGAAGAGGAAAUGGAAAAGGCUAAAAGAGGUAAAAACUUAAGUGAGAACGAUGUAUUCUUGUACCCAACAGGUAUGGCUUCGAUCUUCAAUGCCCAUCAAAUCUGUCUUGGAAUCUCAGAUACUCCUAAAAAAUCUGUUUGUUUUGGAUUUCCUUAUGUUGAUACAUUAAACAUUUUAAAGAAAUUUGGACCGGGUGUUCAUUUCUUGGGAUUCGGAGAUGAUCAAUCAUUAGAUCAAUUGGAGAAGGAUUUGAGAAGCGGAGAAAAAGAUAUAAUGGCAUUAUUUUGUGAAUGUCCGUCAAAUCCUUUAUUGAAAACUCCAAAUUUGAAAAAGAUCAGAGCUUUGGCUGAUGAAUUCAACUUCCUCGUUGUUGUUGACGAAACUGUUGGAAAUUAUUUAAAUAUCGGUGUUUUACCUUAUUCUGAUAUUGUUGUUUCUUCAUUGACCAAAGUAUUCUCUGGGGAUUCCAACGUCAUGGGUGGAUCAUUAAUUUUGAAUCCUUUAUCGCAACAUUAUAACGAAAUGAAGACAUAUUUGGAUGAUGAAUACGAAGAUCUUUUUUGGGCUGAAGAUGCAUUAUAUUUGGAAAGAAAUUCUCGUGAUUUUGAAGUAAGAUCUCAUAAAAUCAAUCAAACCUCUUUAGAUGUUGUUGAUUUAUUAGUCAACCAUCCUUUAAUAUCUCAAGUAUUCUAUCCAAGUCUCUUAGAAUCUAAAAAAUACUACGACGAGCUUAAAACUCCUCAAGGUGGUUAUGGUGGUUUAAUAUCAUUCGUCUUUCAUAAACCGGAGCAUGCCAAAAGUUUUUUCAAUCAUGUUUUAUUACACAAGGGUCCUUCUUUAGGAACUAAUUUCACAUUAGCUUGUCCUUAUGCUGUCUUAGCUCAUUAUCAAGAACUAGAAGAAGUAGAAAAAUGGGGGGUUGAUCAAAAUAUCGUUAGAAUAAGUAUUGGAUUGGAAGAGAAAGACGAAUUGCUUGCAACUAUUAAUAGUGCCUUGGAUAUUGCAGCCGCUCAAAAUUAAGUACAUAGAUAGUAGUCUCUUAUAUUAGAUACAUAUAUUAGAUACACAU
Molecule: messenger RNA, 1850 nt
Organism: Hyphopichia burtonii NRRL Y-1933
Lineage: Eukaryota; Fungi; Ascomycota; Pichiomycetes; Serinales; Debaryomycetaceae
Gene: STR2
Product: cystathionine gamma-synthase
Exons: 1
Coding region: 35-1801 (588 amino acids)
Biological process (GO): transsulfuration
Molecular function (GO): pyridoxal phosphate binding; cystathionine gamma-synthase activity
Source: RefSeq, a predicted model, not a curated record